GCGCUCCGAAGGCGAGGGAUGCCCGGCGGCUUGGGCGCGGGGCUCGCCUUUGUCUGCGCGUAACCGGCACAGGCCGCGGAGAUGGGGAAACUGAAAGCUGGUAUGGGUGAAUGGCUGAGUCUCCCAUGCCUAGGGAUAAACCCAAAUUCUGCCCCCUUCUGCAGCUCCUCAGAACAAUAAAAACAAAACUUGAGUCUUGUGAUUGGACUCAGCUCUGCUUCGAGCCAGCACCUCCCUCAGUUCCCAUGGGGACCACGGAAGCCACGCUCCGGAUGGAAAACGUGGACGUGAAGGAAGAAUGGCAGGACGAAGGUCUUCCGAGGCCACUCCCGGAAGAGACGGGGAUGGACCCGCUUGGCAGUCCCACGGAAGACACGUCCUCCCCUCCCAACACAUUGAACUUCAACGGAGCUCACGGUAAGCGGAAGACGCUGGUCGCCCCCGAGAUCAACAUUUCGCUGGAUCAGAGCGAGGGCUCCCUGCUGUCUGACGACUUCCUGGACACUCCUGAUGACCUGGACAUCAACGUGGACGACAUCGAGACCCCGGACGAGACCGACUCGCUGGAGUUUCUGGGGAACGGCAAUGAGCUGGAGUGGGAAGACGACACGCCCGUGGCCGCCGCCAAGAACAUGCCCGGGGACAGCGCAGAUCUGUUCGGGGACGGUGCGGCCGAGGAUGGCGGGGCCACCAACGGGCGUCUGUGGCGGACGGUGAUCAUCGGGGAGCAGGAGCACCGCAUCGACCUGCACAUGAUCCGACCCUACAUGAGGGUGGUGACCCACGGAGGGUACUACGGCGAGGGCCUCAACGCCAUCAUCGUGUUUGCUGCCUGCUUCCUCCCGGACAGCAGCUCCCCCGACUACCACUACAUCAUGGAGAACCUCUUCCUGUACGUCAUCAGCAGUCUGGAGCUGCUGGUGGCAGAGGAUUACAUGAUCGUCUACCUGAACGGAGCCACCCCCCGGCGGAGAAUGCCUGGCAUCGGCUGGCUGAAGAAGUGCUAUCAGAUGAUCGACAGGAGGUUGCGGAAAAACCUCAAGUCCCUCAUCAUCGUGCACCCCUCCUGGUUCAUCCGCACCGUGCUGGCCAUCUCCCGGCCUUUCAUCAGCGUCAAAUUCAUCAACAAGAUCCAGUACGUGCACAGCCUGGAGGACCUGGAGCAGCUCAUCCCCAUGGAGCACGUGCAGAUCCCCGAGUGCGUGCGACAGUACGAGGAGGAGAGGCUCAAGGCCAGGAGAGAGAGCGCCAGGCUGCCGCCCGAGUUCGUCCUGCCCAGGUCUGAGGAGAAGCCGGAGGCGGCGCCGCGGGAGGACAGACCCAAAAGAAGAAAUUGUAGGAAGCCAUGGAUGGACGGACAGACAGACAGGCGGACUGAUGGCUGGCAUGUCCUGAGGUGACAAGACUACAGAGAAGGACAAGACAGAAGAUUCCAGAUGCCAAGAAACCUCUGUCAGCCGCCCUCUGGCCCUGGACCGCAUCCCCGCCUUGUCCUGAUGCCCCGUCUCUGGGGGGGCCCGUCUCCUCCAUCCAGCUCUGAAACCCAGCUUCCGUUUAAGCCACUUGAAAACGUUUUUGUUUGCUUUUGUUUUUAAACAACGCAGUAUCUGUGUGUUCCAGAAAAGGACCUGGGUCUCUGCCCUCCACACUCCUGAGCUCGUGGCCGAGAAGAGCCAGAAGCUCAGGGCGUGGCCCGUGUGCCCUCGACGGCUUCAGAGACCCCCCCCCCCCUCACUGCACAAAGUCCUGGUUCAAGACCCUUCUCUCGCUUGUCACCUGGCCCACCCUGGAACCUCGGAUGUCCACCAGCUCCUUGGCCGGAUCUGGACUCGCUCUUGUGCCUUUUCUCCUAGAAUGACCCCUCCCUGCCCCCCGCAGCCCUGGGCACGUGGCCCAGAAGUUCAGCCUCCGCCCCCACUCCAGCAGCGUUGUGCCCCGGGGACCUCCUGUCCGUCCACCUCAUGGAUUCACACUCGACCAGCUCCCUUCCCCUUCAUCUCCGUCUUUGGGAUUAAUGGCAUCCACGGCACAUGCGAGCUGCUGAGAAUUGUCCCUGCCCUACAGUUACAAACCCGCCUCCCACCUUCUAGAACAUUCUCAAGCCCCUUUAAUGGAUGCCACACCACAGGGCAAUCCUGAUCAUUACCCCCUACUGAGGGAAUGAAGUGUCCCCACUUUCCUGAUGCACCCCCUCCAACACAAGGUUGGGAUGAGCCCCUCGGGUUUCCCACCAAGGGAAACGGGCUCUGAGCCGCGAUAAAGGAAGGAAGAUACAGCUGGUUGUAGGUUUUCAGUGUUUUGAAGUUCACUUGGGAAAAUAAGUCCCAGUGGGCUGGAUGCCACAGAGACCUGCAAAGGAGGCAAAUGUACCCCGGACGAACGACAGACUUUUCUAAUGCGGUCCACACACCUGUCAGGCGGCCUUUAGAGGUAGUGAGUUCCCCAUCUGUGGAGGCAUUCAAGACAAGGCUGGAAAGGGCUUGCAGAAUGUGGUCCUCUGCCGUCCCCUCCCAUCCCAAGAGUUUCUGUUUCUAGAAAUCUGAGCAGAAGUUGGUGGGCACCAUCUCAGGACCCUCUUCUUGGCCUGGUCACUGGCUGCCUAGUGGUGCCCUGGGUAUGAGGCUCUUGGCCUGGGGGUCCUGCAUGUCGAGGGGCCUGUCCCAGCCCAACACCCAAGGCUCCGCCUUGAAAACGCUGAGUCUCUGAGCCGAGUCAGGCCCGCAUCUUCUGAGUCGGCGCCGCUCUGCCCUGGGAAGGCCGGGGUGCCUGGGCCAGGGGGGCUUUUACGUGUGUGUUUCCGCCGUUUCCAAAAUGUUAAACAGAAGAUGGGACCGUGUUCCAGGCCCAGGCGUGUCCCCUGGAGCAGGAGGUGGCAGAGGCCAGCGGAUGGGCCUCUCCAGGCUGCCCCCCCCCCCAUUCUGCCUGUCGCCAGGCCGCCCAGAACUCCAGGCCCGGAAGGCGGGCUCUGCGCACCCGGGGCCACACGUGGCCUCCGUGAACACAGCAACUGGGGCGGAGGCUGGAACCUGGCUGCAGGCUGAGCGCCAGGAACCGCUGCCGUAUGCCCAGGGAACGGUCACCGAGCGCCUGCACAAGCAGGUGACAGAGGGACAGACAGGCCAACCCCGGCCACUGGGACGCGCCUGCAGCCACACGAGAAAUUCCAACAGGUUCCCCGUGGCCCGCCCGCCGCCCCCUGGACCACCAGCAGCCACAGCCGGCGGGCAGGCGGGCCGAGGACCCCAGCUCGGCCGCGGCGGCCCCUCCAGGACAGAGAGGCCCUGGGGAGGCUGUCGCCAGGCGUGAGAAGUCCCGCCGCGUCCCCGCGGGCUGCUGCCCGCAUCUCUGAGCGGCUUUGCGAAAGAUGUGUGUCUCCAGGGCAGUUCGGCCAAGAUGUGAGGGACCCUGAGCCCUGGUCACGAAGGGACAGCGGCUUUUCCUCCCAUGACACCAGGAUGUGUCCUCAGACGCAGCUCACACGCCCACCGUAAGGACGGCCAGUUUGUGGUUUUCAAACACAAAGCGAGUCGUUAUGGUUCCUGCCGUGAGGCUCGGACAUCAUUUCCGUGGGCUUUGGGGGCUUUAUGUGGAAAUAAAGACGCGGCAGCUGAGAA
Molecule: messenger RNA, 3614 nt
Organism: Hyaena hyaena (striped hyena)
Lineage: Eukaryota; Metazoa; Chordata; Mammalia; Carnivora; Hyaenidae
Gene: ATCAY
Product: ATCAY kinesin light chain interacting caytaxin
Exons: 14
Coding region: 111-1400 (429 amino acids)
Biological process (GO): apoptotic process
Cellular component (GO): cytoplasm
Source: RefSeq, a predicted model, not a curated record